Molecule: messenger RNA, 4908 nt
Organism: Gracilinanus agilis (Agile Gracile Mouse Opossum)
Lineage: Eukaryota; Metazoa; Chordata; Mammalia; Didelphimorphia; Didelphidae
Gene: DENND5A
Product: DENN domain containing 5A
Exons: 23
Coding region: 1-3867 (1288 amino acids)
Molecular function (GO): small GTPase binding; guanyl-nucleotide exchange factor activity
Source: RefSeq, a predicted model, not a curated record
AUGAGUGGCAGCGGCGGUGGUGGCGGGGGCUCGCUUCCCAGCCGCUUCGCCGACUACUUUGUCAUCUGCGGGCUGGACACCGAGACUGGGCUGGAGCCGGACGAGCUGUCGGCUUUAUGCCAGUACAUACGGGCUUCUAAAGCCAGGGAUGGCACCAGCCCUUUCAUUGCCAGUACAGCAGAAGGAGAAAAUUUUGAGCAGACGCCCCUGAGACGCACAUUCAAAUCUAAGGUUCUUGCCCGAUACCCUGAGAAUGUAGAAUGGAAUCCCUUUGACCAAGAUGCGGUGGGAAUGUUGUGCAUGCCCAAAGGGCUGGCAUUCAAGACGCAGGCCGACCCCCGGAGCCCCCAGUUUCACGCUUUCAUCAUCACCCGUGAGGACGGCUCCCGGACCUUCGGCUUCGCCCUCACCUUUUACGAGGAGGUGACCAGCAAGCAGAUCUGCAGCGCCAUGCAGACCCUGUACCACAUGCACAACGUGGAGUGUGACGUGCUGCGCGUGCCGUCCCCCCACGAGGGCAGCGGCCGGCCCCAGGACUGCUGCGACGGCGCCCCCGGCUCCAAGCUCCAGCGCUUCAACUCGUACGACAUCAGCCGCGACACGCUCUACGUCUCCAAGUGCAUCUGCCUCAUCGCGCCCAUGUCCUUCAUGAAGGCGUGCAGGCGGGCGCUGGAGCAGCUGCACCAGGCCGUCACGUCCCCCCAGCCCCCGCCGCUGCCCCUCGAGAGCUACAUCUACAACAUCCUCUACGAGGUGCCCCUCCCUCCCCCAGGCAGGUCCCUGAAGUUCUCGGGGGUCUACGGACCCAUCAUCUGCCAGAGGCCGAGCACCAGCGAGCUGCCGCUCUUCGACUUCCCCGUCAGGGAGGUCUUUGAAUUGCUUGGGGUGGAGAACGUUCUGCAGCUUUUCACUUGUGCCCUGUUGGAGUUUCAAAUCCUGCUCUACUCACAGCAUUACCAGAGACUGAUGACUGUGGCAGAGACGAUCACGGCGCUCAUGUUUCCCUUCCAGUGGCAGCAUGUCUAUGUCCCCAUUCUUCCUGCCUCUCUCCUGCACUUCUUAGAUGCUCCUGUUCCGUACCUGAUGGGCUUGCAUUCCAAUGGCCUGGAUGAUCGCUCCAAACUGGAGUUGCCUCAGGAGGCCAAUCUCUGCUUCGUGGAUAUUGACAACCAUUUCAUUGAGUUGCCUGAGGACCUUCCUCAGUUUCCCAACAAGCUAGAAUUUGUUCAGGAGAUCUCUGAGAUUCUCAUGGCCUUUGGGAUUCCUCCGGAGGGGAACUUGCACUGCAGUGAGAGCGCCUCCAAACUUAAGAGCCUCAGGGCCUGUGACAUUGCCUCUGACAAACGGAAUGGGAACAUUGCCAGCUCACCUCUGCAUACGUAUGAACUCCUCAAGGAGAAUGAGACCAUCGCCAGGCUGCAAGCUCUGGUCCAAAGGACUGGGGUGAGCUUGGAAAAGCUGGACAUGCGUGAAGAGAGCAGCAGCAAUAAGGAUCUCAAAGUUCAGUGUGAAGAAGAGGAGCUCAGGGUUUACCAGUUGAACAUCCAGAUCCGGGAAGUCUUUGCCAACCGUUUCACCCAGAUGUUCGCUGACUAUGAAGUGUUUGUUAUUCAGCCCAGCCAGGAUAAGGAGUCCUGGUUCACUAACAGAGAACAGAUGCAGAACUUCGAUAAAGCCUCUUUUUUAUCAGACCAACCUGAGCCCUACCUGCCCUUCCUCUCAAGAUUCCUGGAGACCCAGAUGUUUGCAUCCUUUGUCGACAAUAAGAUCAUGUGCCAUGAUGACGACGACAAAGACCCUAUUCUGAGGGUGUUUGAUGCUCGAGUGGACAAAAUAAGGUUAUUGAACGUGAGGACGCCUACUCUGCGAACAUCCAUGUAUCAGAAGUGCACUACUGUGGACGAAGCAGAGAAGGCGAUUGAGCUGAGGCUGGCGAAGAUCGACCACACUGCUAUUCAUCCCCACUUACUGGACAUGAAGAUCGGGCAGGGGAAAUACGAACCGGGAUUCUUCCCCAAAUUGCAGGCUGACGUGCUCUCAACUGGGCCAGUCAGCAACAAGUGGACAAAGAGGAACGCACCUGCCCAGUGGAGGCGGAAGGAUAGACAGAAGCAGCACACAGAGCACCUACGCCUAGAUAAUGACCAGAGGGAGAAGUACAUCCAAGAAGCCAGGAACAUGGGCAGCACCAUCCGGCAGCCCAAGCUGUCCAACCUCUCCCCCUCGGUGAUUGCGCAGACCAACUGGAAGUUUGUGGAGGGCUUGUUGAAGGAGUGUCGCAAUAAGACCAAGAGGAUGCUGGUGGAGAAGAUGGGCCGAGAGGCUGUGGAGCUGGGGCACGGGGAAGUCAACAUCACCGGUGUGGAGGAGAACACCUUGAUCGCUAGCCUCUGUGAUCUCCUGGAAAGGAUCUGGAGCCACGGGCUGCAGGUCAAACAGGGGAAGUCAGCCUUGUGGUCACACCUAUUGCAUUAUCAGGAAAAUCGACAAAGAAAGCUGACGUCAGGAAGCUUGAGUACCUCAGGCAUACUCUUGGAUUCAGAACGGAGGAAAUCGGAUGCAAGCUCCGCCAUGCCUCCCCUAAGGAUCUCCCUCAUCCAGGAUAUGAGGCACAUCCAGAACAUCGGGGAGAUCAAAACUGAUGUUGGCAAGGCCAGGGCAUGGGUUCGGCUGAGCAUGGAGAAGAAGUUGCUUUCCCGGCACCUGAAGCAGCUGCUUUCAGAUCAUGAACUCACCAAGAAGUUGUACAAACGCUAUGCUUUCCUGCGCUGCGAUGACGAGAAGGAACAAUUCCUCUAUCAUCUCUUGUCCUUCAACGCCGUGGACUAUUUUUGCUUCACCAAUGUCUUCACGACAAUCAUGAUCCCGUACCACAUCCUGAUUGUUCCUAGCAAGAAGCUGGGCGGCUCCAUGUUCACGGCCAACCCUUGGAUCUGCAUUUCAGGAGAGCUGGGGGAGACGCAGAUCCUUCAGGUCCCCCGGAACGUCUUGGAGAUGACCUUUGAGUACCAGAACCUGGGGAAGCUCACCACUGUCCAGAUCGGCCACGAUAACUCGGGGUUGUAUGCCAAGUGGCUGGUGGAGCACGUGAUGGUCCGAAAUGAGAUCACAGGACACACCUAUAAGUUCCCCUGUGGCCGGUGGCUGGGGAAGGGGAUGGAUGAUGGGAGCCUGGAGAGGAUUCUGGUCGGAGAGCUGCUCACCUGUCACCCAGAAGCAGAUGAGAGGCAGUGCCGAACGCCCCCUUUGCAGCAGUCACCCAGCAUGAUCCGGAGGCUCGUCACCAUCUCUCCCAGUAACAAGCCGAAGCUAAACACAGGACAGAUCCAGGAGUCCAUUGGGGAGGCUGUCAAUGGCAUCGUCAAGCAUUUCCACAAGCCAGAGAAAGAGCGAGGCAGCCUAACGCUCCUGCUCUGUGGCGAGUGUGGCCUUGUGUCUGCCCUGGAGCAAGUCUUUCAGCAUGGAUUUAAAUCACCUCGACUCUUCAAAAACGUCUUCAUUUGGGAUUUUCUGGAAAAAGCACAAACGUACUACGAGACCCUCGAACAGAGCGACCUCGUCCCUGAGGAGAACUGGCAGACGAGGGCCAGAAACUUCUGCCGCUUUGUCACGGCCAUCAACAACACCCCCCGCAACAUUGGCAAAGACGGCAAGUUCCAGAUGUUGGUGUGUCUGGGAGCCAGAGAUCACCUGUUGCACCACUGGAUUGCCUUGCUCGCCGACUGUCCCAUCACGGCACAGAUGUACGAAGACGUGGCGCUCCUCAAGGACCACACGCUCGUGAAUUCCUUGAUCCGAGUACUACAGACUUUGCAGGAGUUCAACAUCACGCUGGAGACGUCCCUUGUCAAAGGGAUCGAUAUCUGACCCCGUCCUAGGGCGAGGGGUCAUCCUUGGGAGCCGCGGGAAUGCCGGGGCCCGGCCGCAGGGACCCAGCCCCCUGCGAGGAACUCGGACUUUGCAUCCUGAAAGAGACUCCCCGCACAGUGCAGGAAACGGAUAGGAGGUGUAAACUCGAUGUAAAAAAGAAAAAAAAGAAAAAAAAAGAGGAUUUUGGAAUAAAUAAUCUAUUUUAGAGUCUAUUUGCAGAAUUGCUUUCACACUUUCAUGUGAAAGAGAAUGAAGGGAGAGAUGAGUCUUGAGCAGCUUAUUUUCAAGCUGUGGUAUUUUCCAUACGUCCGGUGACCCUUUGGGCGUCCUUAGAACUUGGCCUUCGAUGGUCCGAAAACUCGGUGGCCGCAUCCCAUUGCUGGUACUCGUGAGGACGUUUUACCUUCUGGUCCUGGCUCUGCCACGGACUGGUCGUGUGACCCUGGCCAUUUCCUCUGUCUGGGCCUCAGUUUCUUCAUCUGUCAAAUGAGGGGCUGGUCCAGAUGAUCUCUAAGGUCCCCCCCCAGCCCUGACAUCCCGUGAUUCUGUGAUUCUCUUGUUUUCUAUAUUCACACCAUCACCAACGUGUGCUUGGAUGGAGCCCCACUCCCGGCGAGCUGGCCGGGGAAGCGCCCCGGGCCCCGCUGGGUUUUGUUUUCAGUCACCUCAGCCCCCCUUUUCCUUUCCUUUUGGUUGUCAGUAUUAUUUGAGGAGGAAGAAAAGCUCAGACCCAGGUCUGGGGACAGAGCGCGGAGCAGAGCUUCUCCUGGCCCGCCGCAGCGCCUGCUCAGGAGGAAACCGAGUGUGGCUUUGGACCGCCGUGUCGUUGUGUCUAGUUUUUAAUUUUAUUUAUUUAACCUUCCAUUGUGUGUUUUGUAAGUCUUUUUUUUUUUUUUUAAUUUUUUAAAGAGGUGAGGCCUCUUACAGUCUAACUGCUCUGUUAGCGUUGAUUAGCGGCUGUGCCAUUUCUGUUGUUUUGGGCAGUUUUAGAAACCAGUGGUCAUACAGCCCACAUCAAUAAAACACCUGGAAACUAAA